GGUAUCCUUAGAGAGUAUCAAAAAUGAAAGCUUCAGUCAGAUAUAUGUUCCACAACCCAGAAGAUGUGAAAUGGUUCAAGCCUGUAGAAGUGUGGUCAAAAUGCGGGCGUCGUGGUCGCGUUAAGGAGCCAGUGGGUACUCAUGGGGCGAUGAAGUGCAUAUUCAAUGGAGUGGUUCAGCAACAUGACAUAGUGUGCAUGAACUUAUACAAGCGUGCUUAUCCCAAGUGGCCUGAACUUCUGUACCCGCAGCUCCUUUGAUUCCAAUUUAUCGAAUGAUGCUGAUGAUGUUGAUGUUUAAGUUUCUCUGAAAUCUCAUUCUACUUUGGUUGUGGAGGUGGUUUAGUGUAAGUCCUCCAGUUUUGUCCUGUAUGUGAUAAUAUUAUGCAUAUUUUCUUCCUCAUUUUUCACAAUACAGAUGGGGCUGAAUCGUUAAGAAGAUUAAUUGUUAAGAUAAAAACAAACCGAGUUUACUUAUUUUUG
Molecule: messenger RNA, 482 nt
Organism: Camelina sativa (false flax)
Lineage: Eukaryota; Viridiplantae; Streptophyta; Magnoliopsida; Brassicales; Brassicaceae
Source: RefSeq, a predicted model, not a curated record